GUGCAAGACGGCGGGUGUGCAAGACGGCAGGUGUGCAAGACGGCGGGUGUGCAAGACGGUGGGUGUGCAAGACGGCAGGUGUGCAAGACGGUGAAUGUAUAAGAUAGCAGGUGAGACAUGCCGCACCCGCGACGAGCGUACCCGUAUCCAUGGGUGGUGCUACCUGUAUCCUACCCCGGUUCACUGUGGGUUGGCAUACCUCGGUGGUCCCUGCGCGGGUUUGAGCUCGCUUGCUCGUCCCGCUUCUCACGCGCCAUCCACACGUCCUCCCGCCUGCUCGCCGCUGUGCCCACACCCACGGCGCGCUCGUCCGAGUCGGUUGCGUUUGCACGCGGGGCGCUGGCCCUGUGUGCUCGUGGUCGACGUGUUCCGCACGCCCGGCCCUCCGCUGACGCGCUCGCUUUGCGCGUGUUCGUUGGCCGUGUUCGCGUGCUGGGUAGUUGCCCAGCGCGCGCACGGUCGGCGUGCGCUCCCGCCCGCCUGCUCAGGCAUUCGCCCUGGGUACACGUGGUCGCCGUGUGCGUCGUGCUGCAUGUCGCCGCCGCUUCCUGUGCCUGUGGUCAGCAAUGCCCCUCGCCCGUCGUGCCCGUCGUGCGACACAUCGCCGAGCGUCGCGUACCCGUCUUUUGCUCGCCCGUCUCACCACUCGUCCACCCCCACCCUGCUUACCUCUCGCAUUCCUCCCGGCUCGUCGCUGUGUCCGCGCGCGGUGUGCUUGCAUCCGGGGCAGUUGCCCUAUGUGCGCUGUCCUCGC
This is a messenger RNA of Fomitopsis serialis, 754 nucleotides long. RefSeq lists its product as uncharacterized. The record is from RefSeq and is a predicted model, not a curated record. The annotation marks the transcript as partial. The transcript is spliced from 5 exons. Lineage: Eukaryota; Fungi; Basidiomycota; Agaricomycetes; Polyporales; Fomitopsidaceae.